This is a messenger RNA of Silurus meridionalis, 3021 nucleotides long. It is a transcript of the gene fbxw11a, whose product is annotated as F-box and WD repeat domain containing 11a. Gene Ontology annotation, molecular function: protein dimerization activity. NCBI's taxonomy places the organism in Eukaryota, Metazoa, Chordata, Actinopteri, Siluriformes, Siluridae. The record is from RefSeq and is a predicted model, not a curated record. The transcript is spliced from 15 exons. The coding region runs from base 212 to 1969 and encodes 585 amino acids.
UUUAGCCAACCGGGACAUGCGCUGUUUUCAACCCCUGUGAAGUCAGCGCUUUUGUUACGUACGGAAGCCAGAAUCGACAAUCAACACUCAGCCAAAGGAGGAAACGCUGCUUCAUUCUUUCAAUUAAAAGAUCAUCUAGAUUUUUUAAAAACAGUGCUUGUAGGUGUGGCGUAAGGUGGUCGUGUGGUGUUGUUUCUGGCUUCACACCUGAAUGCCGUUCGAUGACUGGUUUCCAUUUCCGCAGAGAGGCGGACUGCUCGGCACCAUGGAGCCGGAGAUGGAGGACAAAACCCUGGAGCUGAUGUGCUCUUUGCCUCGCUCUCUCUGGCUGGGUUGUUCCUCGGUGGCAGAGAGCCUGUGUGCUCUCAGGUGCCUGCAGAGCCUCCCCACCUCCCGGGCCCACAACCAGAACCUAACUGUGAUGGAGUCGCAAAAUCUCACUGAUGACCUCUCACCAAAGAAGACGACAUUGUAUAAGAUGGGAAAUGGUACUCUGUCUGGCUCGAGGAAACGUCUGUCACGUGCCACCUUUGACAGGGAGAAGGAGAUGUGUAUCCAGAUGUUCGAACAGUGGUCAGAAGCUGAUCAGGUGGAAUUUGUGGAGCAUCUCAUCUCACGCAUGUGCCACUACCAGCAUGGCCACAUCAACACUUACCUCAAACCCAUGCUACAGAGAGACUUUAUAACAGCCCUACCAGCACGGGGGCUGGAGCACAUAGCGGAGAACAUCCUGUCAUUUCUGGAUGCACGUUCUCUGUGCGCUGCUGAGCUGGUGUGUCGUGAGUGGCACCGGGUCAUCUCAGAGGGCAUGCUAUGGAAAAAGCUUAUAGAGAGGAUGGUCCGAACUGAUCAACUUUGGAAAGGCCUGUCAGAAAGACAUCAGUGGGAGAAGUAUUUGUUCAAGAACCGCACAAAUGAAGUCCCUCCCAACUCAUACUAUCACUCACUCUACCCUAAAAUUAUACAGGACAUUGAGACGAUUGAGGCAAACUGGCGCUGUGGCCGACACAACCUGCAGAGAAUCCAGUGCAGAUCAGAGAACAGCAAAGGGGUUUACUGUCUACAAUACGACGAUGACAAGAUCAUCAGCGGCCUCCGAGACAACUCCAUUAAGAUCUGGGAUAAGCACACACUGGAGUGUCUGAAGAUUCUGACAGGUCAUACUGGUUCAGUUUUGUGUCUGCAGUAUGACGAGAGAGUAAUAGUGACUGGUUCAUCAGACUCAACUGUCAGGGUUUGGGAUGCAAAUUCCGGCGAGGUUCUUAACACUCUGAUCCAUCACAACGAGGCGGUCCUUCACCUACGAUUCUGUAACGGCCUGAUGGUGACGUGCUCUAAAGAUCGCUCCAUCGCUGUGUGGGACAUGGCCUCGGCCACUGACAUCAGUCUGCGCCGCGUGCUCGUGGGCCACCGGGCCGCCGUCAACGUUGUCGACUUCGAUGACAAAUACAUCGUCUCGGCCUCAGGAGACAGAACUAUAAAAGUUUGGAGCACCAGUACCUGUGAAUUUGUCCGAACACUAAAUGGACACAAGCGGGGUAUCGCUUGCCUCCAGUACAGAGACAGAUUGGUGGUCAGUGGCUCUUCAGACAACACUAUACGAUUGUGGGAUAUUGAGUGUGGGGCAUGUCUUCGUGUUUUGGAAGGACACGAGGAACUUGUUCGUUGCAUUCGAUUUGACAACAAGAGGAUUGUCAGUGGCGCAUAUGACGGGAAGAUUAAGGUGUGGGAUCUGCAGGCUGCUCUGGACCCUCGUGCUCCAGCUAGCACUCUCUGUCUGCGCACACUAGUGGAGCAUUCUGGACGUGUGUUCCGUCUACAGUUUGAUGAGUUCCAGAUCAUCAGCAGUUCCCAUGACGACACAAUCCUUGUUUGGGACUUCCUUAAUGUCUCUCCUAACGGACAACCAGAAGGACUCCCUCAUGCAGCCAGAUCGCCCUCACGUACCUACACGUACAUCUCCAGAUAGCGGGUACCUUUGAUGUGUGCCAGUGUAUCUUGGGAAAGCUGAGAUGUGAUUGGUUAUGGGCUUUGUCUGUCCCAGAAAGGAGUGAAAGGAACUGCCUCCUUGUUUUCAUCUCUCCUGUCUGAUAGAAAGCUUCUCCAGGAACACUCAAAUUUGCUACAGAAACCUAUUCACGCGCCAACCACGAAACGACAUGGAAACACUGUCUCUGUAAUACGAUAGCACACAGUACAAUUUUAUCGGUUUUGCUCAGCAUUAAUUCUAGAUUCACCCUGCAAAUGGCAUUUAGAAGCUUGAAAUGAUAUCUAUUGCCAGGGAAUUACUAAGACGUUCUUAGAAUAUAAUAGAAACUCUUGAUACCUGCACUAAACCCCCAACCCAUGUACAUGCCAAACACUCUGUCGAUAGACAAUUUAACUUUCCUGCUUCUCUGCUGAAACUGUCGAACUGACAGACUGCGGUGUUGAAGAAAGGGACUCUUAUCAAACCUGCCAAGGAGAACUGAGUGAAUGGACUACACGGACGGACUAGUGAAGUAUUUCUCUCCUUUUAACUCUCUGGCCCUGGGCUUUUUGCCAGACCCAGAAACACGCACUUCUGUUAAGUGCCGGAGAAUGACUGCUCUGUGGCAGCAAAACUGAGCUCGAUUUCUCCACCUCGUCUCUUUCUCGUCUCAAGGCUAAGGUGGGCAUUGUGCAUGUGAGACAGUGUGGAAUCCCUCCUUCUGGCUAUGCUUUUGUUUGUUUACUUUCAGAUUUUUUUUUUAUUCCUUUUUAUAUAAGUGUACUCCUUUUCAUUGUAUGGUUUUGCUAGGUCAUUCCACCCAAUGACUAGUGUUUGUUUUGCAGAUCUCUCCCUCCCUCCCUCUCUCUCUCUCUCUCUCUCUCUCUCUCUCUCUCUCUCUCUCUCUCUCUCUCUCUCUGCCUGCUUGCUGUAUGAUAGCAGAUUAUAGUUGUAAACGAAACUGUCUUGUCGAAAAAUUGUUGUUGUAUAUUAAAAUUAUUAUUUUUCAAGGAAAAUACAUUUAUUGUGAAUAAAGUACAAGACCGUGGUUA